AUGGCUCGCAACAGUACAGACACAACUGCGCGCAGCUCGGAUCCUGCGUUCGAAGCAUACUACUUAGAGCGCUCGACGCAAGAACUAUCAGAGGACCUGGACAAAGUGCGCAACACAAACGACUUUCGAGCUGAGUCAAUCCAGUUCUUGGUGCAUGCCCUGCAGCAGGGGGCUUCGCAAUUCUCCGCUCAGGAUGAAGCAAGGGUCAUGUCUGCGCUCGAGAAGGGCAAGAAGUCUUGA
This is a messenger RNA of Emericellopsis cladophorae, 240 nucleotides long. RefSeq lists its product as uncharacterized. The coding region runs from base 1 to 240 and encodes 79 amino acids. The transcript has a single exon. Gene Ontology annotation, biological process: ribosomal large subunit assembly. Lineage: Eukaryota; Fungi; Ascomycota; Sordariomycetes; Hypocreales; Bionectriaceae. The record is from RefSeq and is a predicted model, not a curated record. Gene Ontology annotation, cellular component: preribosome, large subunit precursor.